This is a messenger RNA of Mesorhabditis spiculigera, 963 nucleotides long. NCBI's taxonomy places the organism in Eukaryota, Metazoa, Nematoda, Chromadorea, Rhabditida, Rhabditidae. The record is from the annotation of a GenBank genome assembly.
AUGGCUGAAGCCGAUCAGAAAAUGAAGAUUCUGGUGACGGGAGGGACGGGAAUGAUUGGAAAGGCCAUUGAAGAGCUCUCCACGACGGUUGAAAAACGUGAAAAUGAAGAAUGGGUCUUUAUUGGCAGCAAGGAUUGCGAUUUAACCGACAAAGAAGCGACGAGAGCCCUGUUCGAAAAGGAAAAGCCAACCCAUGUGAUCCACCUGGCCGCCAUGGUCGGCGGCCUUUUCCAUAACUUGGCCCACAAUUUGGAUUUCUUUAGGAAAAACAUGGCGAUAAACGACAACGUCUUGGCGGCCUCCCACGAAUUUGACGUUAAGAAGUGCGUCUCAACGCUGUCGACUUGUAUUUUUCCGGAUAAGACAACCUAUCCGAUUGAUGAAACAAUGAUUCACCUUGGACCUCCCCACGAUUCGAACUACGGAUAUGCAUAUGCAAAGAGAAUGAUUGAUGUGCUGAAUCGCGGUUAUGCUGCUGAACAUGGAAGAAAAUACACUUCGGUAGUACCCUGCAAUGUGUUUGGACCCCACGAUAAUUACCAUCUGCAAGAUGCUCAUGUCUUACCCGCCCUCAUCCAUAAAGCCUAUCUGGCCAAACAAAAUGGAACUUCUCUUACUUGCUUCGGCUCUGGAACUCCGUUGCGUCAAUUCAUCUACUCCUACGAUCUUGCUAGGCUUUAUAUUUGGGCUGUUCGACAUUAUGAGGACACCGAGCCGAUCAUCUUUUCGGUUGGUGAAGAGGAUGAAGUUUCGAUCAAACAAGCUGUUGAAGCCGUUGUGAAAGCUAUUGAUUUCCAGGGCGAGGUCAUUUGGGAUUCCACGAAGGCUGAUGGACAAUUCAAGAAAACCGCUUCAAUCAAAAAGCUUCGCUCGCUUCUUCCGGAUUUCAAAUUUACUCCGUUUGAUGAAGCCAUCCAGAAAUCCGUCGAAUGGUUCGUGGUCAACUACGAGAAAGCUAGGAAG